AUGGGGCCCUUCCCCGAUAAGGAAGCCCCGCAUCCUGCCCGCUGCCACCCCGUUUCCGCGCCGUGUCCCCGGGGCGCUGCCACCCACGUCCCUGGACGGCGUCCGCUGGUGUUGUCCUCCCCCUGUCCGGGCUGGCACCCACCGCGUCCCUCCCGCGCCCGGCGCUCGCUCCCCGCGUUUCCUCACCCUCCUUCGGCGCCCCCCGGGCUGAACUCCCCCGUUCACACGGCCGGUUUCCGCCGUGUUCCCGGGCCAGAUGCCCCCGCAUCCCCGGGCCGGCUCCCACCGCUCCUCUUAUUUCGCUUCCAGACGAUCGGAGCCGCUUUCGUGGCCAAGGUGAUGAGCGUGGGGGACCAGACAGUGACCCUGGGCAUCUGGGACACGGCGGGCUCGGAGCGCUAUGAGGCCAUGAGCCGCAUCUACUACCGGGGAGCCCGGGCUGCCGUCGUCUGCUACGAUCUCACUGACAGUGGCAGUUUCCAGCGAGCCAAGUUCUGGGUGAAUGAGCUGCAGAACUGUGAGGAGGGCUGCCGGAUCUACCUGUGUGGCACCAAGAGUGACCUGCUGGAGGAGGACAGGAGGAAGCGGGGCGUUGACUUCCACGAUGUGCAGGACUACGCUGACGAGAUCAAAGCAGACCUCUUUGAGACCUCCAGUAAAACGGGCCAGAGCGUGGACGAGCUGUUCCAAAAGGUGGCUGAGGACUAUGUCAACUUCUCUGCCUUCCAGGUGAUGACAGAGGACAAGGGUGUCAACCUGGGCCAGAGGAACAGUCCCUACUUCUACAGCUGCUGCCACCACUGAGCCCCUGUGCCAAAAGGGAAUCGCUGCUGCCGGAUGGGCAGCUGGCACGUGCUGGACUGCUCCAGUUUUUUACCUGCUGUGUUUUAGCUGUUUGUGCCUGGCUGCAGCACAGCCUACGGACUGCUCUCCUGGCACACAGAGCGGCACAGGGCUGCCGUGCACUGCCGGGAAUCAUGGACUGUCACCCUGGGGACCCCCCUCCCUGCCACCUGUGGCGUUUGUGGGAGCUGUGGUGGCCCAGUGGUGGCCAGUAACUUAUUCUCUCAGAGAUGCUCGAUUCUUUGCAGAUUUAUUUAAGCGUCUUCUCUCGAGGUGUACAAUGUAAAUAAAACGCGUUGUGGUCUGAGCCGUA
Molecule: messenger RNA, 1156 nt
Organism: Cyanistes caeruleus (blue tit)
Lineage: Eukaryota; Metazoa; Chordata; Aves; Passeriformes; Paridae
Source: RefSeq, a predicted model, not a curated record